Messenger RNA from Caenorhabditis briggsae, 288 nucleotides. The coding region runs from base 1 to 288 and encodes 95 amino acids. NCBI's taxonomy places the organism in Eukaryota, Metazoa, Nematoda, Chromadorea, Rhabditida, Rhabditidae. Gene Ontology annotation, biological process: mitochondrial respiratory chain complex IV assembly. The record is from RefSeq and is a predicted model, not a curated record. Gene Ontology annotation, cellular component: mitochondrion. The transcript has 2 exons.
AUGGCCGGAAUCACCGCUCACUCCCAAUCCCAACAAUUCGAAGACGACGAAUUCAAUGAGCUGAAAAAGACGGGCGUCUCGUGUGAUCGUCUCCGACAGGCGCUGAAAAAGUGCAUCAAGAAUUCACAAUGCGUCCAAGUCCAGGCCCGAUCCGCCAAGGAAUGUAUCGAUGCGCACGACGGAAGUGUACCCGACAAGUGCUUCGCCGUUCUACAGAACUUUACCGAGUGCAAGCGAUCGCUAGUCGACAUGCGAUCCCGGUUUCGUGGUCGCAAAGGGGACCUUUAA